AUGCAGCUCCUCCUGUCGCUGCUGCGACUGCCGCAGGAGGAUAUCAACGAGGCCUUCCACUCGGGAACUGUCGGACUGCGCACGUUGCAGCGUGUCAUCUACCCCAACAUCACGCCGGAGGAGCUGCACGUGGAUCAGAUGGACCCGCUUAGCUUUAUUGGGAACUGUCCCAUCAAGCCCGCGAACUUCAUUUAUCGGAAUGUGAUCCGCACGAUGUGUCUACUCCUUGCUCACCAUGAGAUGGGCCCUAGGAGACCGCCUGGUCUCGAAGCCCCUGCCGAGACGUCCGGCGGGAGCGGCGAGAGAUCUGAAGGACCCUUGGAAACUACGCUACCGCGACCGGAUACGCCCGAACCCUGGUGGAUUUGCUUUACCUGUGAUAGCGAAGCCUUCUCUUGGGAUGCCGGGGGAUGGCGGUGUGCACUGUGUGGGAGCAGAGACUUCUACAACCGGACAGCACCAACCAGGCGAGCAACACCAGGAGGAACGUGGCUGUACAUUCCUCGCGGAGACCUCGAGCCCAAUGAUGACGAAAGCUCCUCGAUAACAUCGCGGAGGCCGUCUACUUUGGAAGGCGCGUCCCCGACUUCACCUUGGAGGCCAAUGAGACCCCCGCGCGCCGGAGCACCAGCACCAGAGUGGUUGGAAGCAGCCGGCCGUGAGCAAGCUGAGUCGGAGACGGCGACGACAGAUGUGACAGUGGACCCUGUGACUUUGGAGCCACUACGACGACCUUCAAGACGACAGCGACGUGCCGCAGCGGCCGCUAGCCGAGCUGCAGCUGGCCCUGGCCGCGAUCGUGCUCUACAACGCGAUUCCCCCGAAGGACACCGACCUCCGGAAGAUCGAGGCCCAGGCGUUCCCCGAUUACACGACCCGCCGCUUCAAGAACCUGCUAGCACUUGGCGCGGCAAGCUUCUGAAGGACAUGGGCGACGCACUCGGCCGCAGGAGAGACGACAGCGAGGGCCCUUGGUCCACCUCCAAAGGACCAAAGCCUGGCGUGAAAUACCGGGGCGGAACUCCACCUUCACCGCCACAGUGGAACUACGCCCGGGAGGACGUCAGGGCCUAUGACAGGUACGAGCGGAAGGUUCGUAUGUGGGAAAGGCAAGUGCAGUCUUUUAUGCCAAAGCGGGAAGCAGCAAUGGCCCUCUAUGUGAGCCUCAGAGGGGAAGCCGAAGAGGAACUGGAGUUCAUGGCCUUCGACGAGAUCGACAACGAGCGCGGCGUCGAGAACAUCCUGUCGGCGCUCCGAAGGCCGCUGCAGACCCGCGAGGUCUACUUGAAGCGGCGCUACCUCCACGAGUACGAGUACAUUGGCCGACACGCCAGUGAAUCUAUAAGGUCGUUCUGCAACAGGUACCAGAGAGCCGAGAAGUCCCUCCUUGCCACAGGGAUUAACGUGACGGCGAUGUACGACAGCGAGUCCCGCGGUUCCCGGCUGCUGGACAGGAUGAGGCUCACGACGGAGCAGCAGAGGCUGAUCCUAGUGUCGACGGGCCAAAGCUUGCAGUUCGAUUCCAUCCGAGACGCAGCCCAGCUUCAGUACCCCGAGCACCGACCAACACCGGCCGUGGCCUACAACCGGGAGUUUGACAACACGCACCGCUCUCAAGAACACCAGCGCGAAGCUCCCAAGGGCGGCAAGCACGGCAAGGACCACGGCAAGGGCAACCGCGGCCCCAAAGGCGGCAAAGGACCACGCCCACCGUACCGGGCGUAUAUAACCGAGGAGGCAAGCCCCGACCACGUGGACGAGGUCCAGGACGACGGCCUCGAGGACAUCCCCGAGGCAGACAACGACCAGAACCUCGAGCAGGACGAAGAGGAGCUCGUUCCCGACAACGGGGAGGAACCCGAAGACGGCGAUGAUAUCCAGUCUGUCAUGCAAGAAGUGGCAGAGUGCCUCACAGUGACAGCGCGGCGCCUCCAAGGCGUGACCCUCGGCCGAAAAUUCACGAACAACCCGAAGAACAAGGACCUGGCCCAGCAGAAGCGCAACACGAACUGCAUGGCAUGCGGGCAGAAAGGCCAUUGGCAAGGAGAUCCCGAAUGCCCGGUUUCAGCCAAGGGCACCAAAGGUGCCAAAGGUUCCCACGGCAACAGCGCCAAGGGUGACCACGGCAAACAAGGCGCCGGGCCGAAGAAAGUGCUCAAUGUCUCCCACCAUGGCAGUGUCGAUGCAGGACCUAGUGCUGAGCCCGAUUCCCCGAGCGCAGAAGAUCUUCAAGAGUUCGGUUCGUACUUUACAACCUUCAUGACAACAUUCAUUGGACCAAGCCAGGAUGUCUUUCUUAGCAAGCCCAGGGAUUUUGCAGGAUAUGCCGUUCUCGACACAGCCUGUCAACGAAGCCUAUGUAGCGAGCAGUGGUUAGCAAAGCACCGUGAACUACUAGCCGAGCACAAGCUCGAUGUGAAGGCCACUCCGGAAUCCGAAGGCUUCCAGUUCGGUACAGGACCCAUUCAGGUGAGCAAGAAGCACGUACACUUCCCUGUGUGUCUAGACGGCAGCUCUUCGACUUGUGCGUUGUUUGGGGCAUCAGUGAUGGAGUCUCCUAGCGAUAUCCCUUUGUUGUUGAGCUUGGAGAUGCUAUCGAAGAAGCUCAGGGCCAUUCUUGAUCUCCCUAGGCAUGUUGCACACCUUGGUGCCUUCAACGUAGAGGUCCCCAUCGUCAAGAUCAAUGGCCAUGUGUGCAUAGAGUUGAACAGGUUCCCCAAAGGGCACUUUGCACAGUGGAAAGCGCUGAGCAGCAUUCUGGAUCAAGGUGAUCCCGACGCAGAGCUCGUUCCACCAGCAUGGCUUCAGGGCUGGCGGCGAGUGGUCAAGUACAUCAGGGCGGCCGAGUUGCACCUCCUUCGCUUCAUGAGCCAGACCGUGCGCCUCGGCCUCCGAAAGCGGUCUUGGCUGUCGCACCAGGACCCGAUGCACCAGCGCUGGACCGACAACCUGAUCAGGGCGCUGCAGGCCCCCUGCGAGCAUCCUCCGCACAUGCUGGCCAAGAGCGGCAAUCGCCACGGCAGCUUUCAAAAAUGCUGCCAGUGCAACACACGAUGGAAAUGGGUGGCAUUCGCAUGGGAAGAGCUGCCAUCUUCGCCAUUGCCGCGGCCGUCACCACCCUCGGCCAACUAUGGGGCCCGGACUCUCUGGGCGAGUCGUUUGCUGCCAGGACUGGAGGUCCAAGCGGACACGGCAACCUGCUCGGGGACCCGAUCGGUGACUGGUUUGAAGCCCAAAGCGAAGCCUUCACCGCGGCAUCGAGGGGAGCUGGACUUCACCGAGGAGGAGCUGGAGAUCCUCAACCUCGCAGAGGGAGCGCCUCCUGUGGACCGGCCCAUGGUGAUCGAGAGUGGUUGCCUCCAAAGGAUGGAGGAUCAGUACCAGAGCGGCGUCCAAGCACGGGCGCAAGCGAGCGCGCCGAGAGCGCGCAGGGCCCAGCCAGCCGAGCACACCGAGACCGCAGAGGAAGAGGCCCGAGCACUAGUGGAGUACGAUGGCAUGUACGCGUGGGACCUGGUGGAAGCCCACAACGACUACAGCCGGGAGAUCGCGAUGCACCGGGACAUGCCCUUCUACAAGGACAUCUACCACCUCCCGAAGAUCGACAUCCUCGAGGUUUUCGGCGGCAAGGCGGCGAUCACCAUCGAGGCGGCGAACUAUGGACUCACCGCCCUCCAGCCGUUCGACAAGGUGUAUGGCCACGACUUGACCAUCGACGAGCAGGCCGGGCACUUUCGCGACAUAGUCACCAAGUUCCAGCCCACCUUCGUGAUGUGCUGGUGGCCGCGAGUGAACGCCUCCACGGGCACCACGCAAGGCCUCGACAUGCUCCACGACCUCGGCACCUGGGUUUGUUCAGAACAAAACCGGCAAGGACGCUACUUUGUCGGCGAGUUCGAGCCCGACGGGACGCUGUGGACAAGGCCAAGGACGAAGGAGCUGCUCAAGCACAAGGAUGUAUCCGUGACGGAGUGCGAUGCCGGUGCCUAUGGGCUGGAAGACGAAGAGGGAUUCCCAGUAGCUUUCCGAAGCCGCUGGGUGACGAACCACCUCGACCUGGCCAACCGACUGAAGCUAAAACUGACCUCCGAGCAACGCCACUACUUGCCACCCCAAGCUCUACUACGUGACCCUCGACGCGGCUACCCGUGCCUCGGCCAAGUACACCAGAUCCUGGAAGCCGUGCAAAACGAGGCCCGGCGGAAGUUUCCUUCAAGGUUUCAGCUUAAGCCCCACGACGUGCUGUACGCAAGGCCUCUCAACGACCCUGUGGCGUGGAAGGAGGUCCUUGACGAGGUUGAGAGCAGGUUCCUGAACACCCACAAGAAGCCCUUCAACCUCAACACCAACGACCCGCUUCGGGAGAUGCUCAACAAGUUGAUCCCAUGGCGGAUCGAUAAAGUGCAGGCCGCCUGGACACCGCAGAGCCGGAGAUUUCCUCAGGACAUACCCUUCACUCACCGCGGCGCCGCUCUUCGACUCAACUCCGGCGAGCUAGUCCUCGAGUCCGAGGACAUGGCGCAAAUCACGUACCCCAAGCAGAGAUACGCUCGACCGGUGCGUGUGGGCCUGUUCUUCUUUGGCUUCCCCAAGGAGAAACAGGAACCGGAGCCAGCCGAGCCUGAAGAGGAGCACCAGGCAACUACAAGCAUACGUCCUCUGCAUGGUUUUGAGACUGAGCUAUGGUUCGAGGACCCCCCUCGCGAGGUUGACAAGAAGCUCCAGUACAGCCUGGCCCGACUUCACGUCAACAUGGGCCACGCACCACGAGCCGAGCUGAUACGGAUGAUGGCCGCCUCUGGGAAUCUUUCUCGGAAGGUUCUGCUAGGGCUGGAUUGCUUAAGGUGCGGCAGCUGCAUCAGGAUGCAAAAGCCGAAGCCACCACCUGUGUCUUCGGUGGCGCCCGCCUUCACCGGCUACUUUGGAGAGGUGCUGCAGGCGGACCUGGUCUACAUCCGCACCAUCACGGGCCUCGCUGUGCCAGUGCUAGGCAUCACCUGCGAGGCGACGAACUACCACGCGAGCAAGGCCUUAAGCUCCCGCAACCCAGCCGAGGUCCUCCAGACUAUCUUGGAGAUCUGGUACCGUCCGCUGGGCUUGCCACUGCACUUUAAGUGCGAUGCUGGUGGUGAGUUCGCUUCAGACCUUGCUGCCUGGCACGGCAGAAGCGGCGUCCUGCACGAGGUGAUCCCUGCUGAGGCCCAUCAUCGCCUUGGCAAGAUCGAGAGGCGAAACAGCCUCAUGAGGACAUUGGCCGAACGCAUCAUCGACGAGCGCGGGAUCCACAACAUCGAGGAGCUGAACAAGGUACUCCCCGCGGUGACGUUUAGCAUGAAUGCCAGCACCUACUCGUACGGCAGGUCCCCCUACCAAGCCGUCUUCGGCAGGGUGCCAAGGCCAAUCGGAGACUUGUCCUCAGAUCCCCGGUCUCUGGUGUUGUCGCCGAGUGAAGGCGACAAACGACUGAUGCCCGAGCUCCUCCGCGCCGAGGCGCUCAAAGCACUUGCUGAGUUCAGUGCCUCCAGCGCCGUGAAGCGCGCCUUGCUGCGCAAAACAAGGCAUCAGGAUCCCGGUGACUUUCAGCCGGGCCAACCACUAGCCUACUGGAGAUGGACCGGGAGAUCAAGACAACACAAAAGAGGAGCCUGGAAUCUGGGCCGCUUCCUUUCCCUGGACCCGGAUCGAAAGAGCAUGUGGUUGCAAGUGGGCACCACCACCGUGAAGGUGGCCAACAACCAAGUACGGCAAGCUUGCGGCUGGGAAGAAUGGACUCCGAGCACCGAGGACCUCAAGAUUUUGAAAGACGCCGAGCAUUGUCUACGAGACGCUCUCUGGGAAGACCGUACAGAGGAGCCCCCGGGAGUCCUAGAGGAGCCGACUGGAGAACCUGGUUCACUUGCCGAACCGACUCUACUACCACCCGAGCUUCGACAGGCCAACGACUACUGGAGGUUCACCGACACCGGCGUCACACGAGUGCACACCAAUCCCAGGUCCGAACUUUACGUACCACAAGCCUACGAGUGCAACUUCGACAUGAACGACCUGGCGGACAAGAGACAGACCUACCGCAACGAGGCCGACGAGCAGCCCGCCGACGACAACUGGCGGGACCCACUUUGCGACCAAAGCUUUGAGAAAGACCGUACAAAGCACGUGCUCUACCACUACCUCUACCCGAAGCGCCUACGGACAACAGGUCCAUCGUGUUCAGCAUACCUCCUGGUUCCCCUGUGCCACCGACACCAAGGAGCAGACGUGGAAGGUCUAGGUCUCACGAGCUUCGAGCCCAACGAGACCACCGAGCACAACGAGCACCACGACUCGACUCAGGUCGACACGCCUCGAGAGAGUGCCCAAGGAGGAAACCUUUUGCCACAAAAGAGGACAGCCGCAGUACUUGUGAGCAGUUUCCCGCUCAACUUUGACAUCCACGACAACGGCGAGAUGACUCUGCGGGAAAGCAGCGACACCAAAGACAGUCGCCUACCUUUUAGGCGCAACUUCUACUACGAGUGCUACCUGACCGGCAACACCCGCAAGGAGGAACUUCAAAAGGCUGGCGUCGUUGAAGACCCCAGCAGAGAGGACGACACCACCGACGACGACAACCUCAACUCCUCCAACGACCGCACUCGCAGCCGCCAAGAAGCCAAGCAGCUGGACCGAGAAAUACCAUGGCGGCAACUCACCGAGCUCCCGCGUUCCCAGUACGAGGAGUACCUCCAGGCCACGCGGACAGAGAACGACAACUGGAUGAUGUGGGGAGGGAUCAAACCUAUCUCCCACCGAGAGGCGAAGAAGAUCUGUGACACGCCUCACCUGGCUAGAAGAAUCCUUCGAGCUCGCGCAGCAUACAGGGAUAAGUCGAAGGGCAUUGGACCCCUCCGACCGAAGUGCCGAGUGGUGAUCAUAGGUUGCCAAGACCCUGACCUGUUCGACAUCAGCAGGGACAGCCCAACACCAACGAGGCUAUCAGAAACUCUUCUGAUGACGAUCGCCAGUGCAGGAGCAAACCGCUCCCUCGGCAACAAUAACAAGCAGUGGUACCUCUGGGUGUCAGAUGCCAAGAGCGCCUUUCUACAAGGCGAGCAGGACAACUCAGAACGCAGUGGACCUCUCUACAUGCGACCACCACGUGAUCCACUGAUUGAGGAAACUUGCAGUUUCCCAGCCGCCCUGUACCAGAUCACAGGCAACUGCUAUGGGCUCCCAAACGCCCCGCGGGUCUGGUACCAGAAGGUGCAUCGGUCUAUGACAAGCAAAGGAUUUUUGCGUCAUACUUACGACCGCUGCCUGUACUACUACCUGAACCCCAAGGACGGCGAGCUCCAAGCUGUGGUCAUAAUCCACGUGGACGACUUCCUGGCCACGUACAACAGCAGCUUCCCGAUCAUCAUCCUGGAGAAGCUGUUCACCUGGGGAAGUAUCACGAAGGUCACCACGGAGACCAGCGCCACCUACCGCGGCAAGGAGAUCUUCCUCAAGAAGUUCGGCGACCGGUACAAGUACGUCGUCACCCAGCGCGAGUUCAUCCAAGGAAUGGAAGGCGGAAGUUUGCCUCGCGGACGAGCUCAACAAGCCGAGGCCCUCACUACACAGGAGUGGUCUGACUUCAGGAGCAUUGCAGGAAGUUUGCAAUGGCUGGCUGGCCAGUGCAGGCCAGAGAUCGGACCGCUUGUGUCUUUGUCAAACCGUGGCAAGGACACAACCUUCAAAGACCUCCAGCGCUUGUUCGAAGCGGUCAAGUACCUCAAGGAGACCUGCGACCGCGGCCUAGUGUACCAGGACAUCCCCAUCAACGAGGACUCCGUCUUCGUGACCUAUACGGACUCAAGCUUCGCCAACGCCGAGCUGAAGAGCCAGUUUGGUGUGUGUGUUUUCAUCAGCACGCCAAGCGUGGUGAGGACUCCCACCAAGGGGACACUUGUGGACUGGCGCAGCGCCAGGAGCACCAGGAUCUGCCGAUCCACCCUUGCUGCCGAAGCCAGUGCUGCAGACGAAGGCGCAGAUCGUGCGAUUUUCGCCAACAUGUGCCUGAGCGAGAUCUUCACAGGCGAAUCCGCCCUGAAAGGCCCUGCGAAGUUCAACAACAUCCAGGUGAGUGACGCCAAGAGCCUCUACGACACCGUUGUCGCUGAGAAUCCGAGCGUCAGCGACAAGAGGAGCCUGAUCAACAUCCGCAGCAUCCAGCAGAGCGUGAAGCCUAAGGACUUUAGGUGGGUGCCAACGCAACAUAUGGUUGCUGACGGCCUGACAAAGCUGGAUUGGAAGCUGACGGAGGUGCUGAGCUCUUUCCUUCAGGAUCCAGUGCUUACUCUCACCCAGCAAGUCCCAAAAGAAAAUAGGUCCUGCCCCAGGCAGCAGAAGCAGAAGUCUCAAUGGCCUUGUAUUCAGCAGAGGUGCCUCUUCGCCUUGUCUGGAUGCGAGGACACCUACGUGCAGGUGUAUGGUUUCCUGCUGGUCGCGAAUUUCUCCCGGGACAGGAGCCUGCUCUAUAAUUUCCUCAACGAGUCUGGCGUUAUCAAUGAGCUGCUCACGACGAUCAGGCGAGCCGGACCCAGCGCGAGCCAGCCCGAGGAGCAGGUUCCAGUCAAGGACAAGCUCGCGACAGUGACCGGGCCGUGGAGCAGCGUCGCCGUCUCGCGGAACCGCUUCAUGCUGGCCAUGUCGGCUCUGACAAACUUUGCCGAGCGCGUCAAGGAGAAGUACCGUGGCGACGACGGGGAGAUCCCGGUGAAUCCAGAUAUGAAGGAUGACGGCGGCCUCGUGAUCUCCAAUCGAAUUACGCUGAACAAGCUGACGUCCAAUUGCUUGCGAGACCUGGACACCUCGGGCAUGGAGAGGAGGCUUGCCGAGAUGACGCCGACAGAGGAGUUCAUCUCCAUGCUUCGGGUCCUGAUCGCGGCGAACAACUUCACUGCCAAAGUGGAGCUCGAGGAUCCCGGGCGCGGUGGCGAGGUUAAGCUGGAAGCGAUGGACACCUCCUACGUGAACCUCCUCGGCGACGACAGGAAAGCCAAAGAUGCCUUGGUCCUGCAGCCAUUGCGCCACGACUUCCGGAGCUUGGGCAUCCUCCACAGCAAGACCACGGGAAUGCUUGAGGUGAUCAAGCAGUGCAUGGCCGCCGGGCAGGCCCCUUCCCUGAUGUCGGUGAUUGUGGAGUGUCUCACCGGCCUCACCUUUCUCAGCCCGCUGAGCAUCCGGGCGCCGCUGACUGCGUACAGGAUCUCACAGGGCUGUCCCGAGUGGCUGCAGCCAAGUCUCAUGGCGCUUAUCGCCAACUCCCUGGCGGAUCCUGCCCGGAUCAAGCAGUUCGACGAGGAAGAGCCCGAGUGCAUGAUCCGGGCGAGAUCGGAUUACCUCUUUCCCAUGCUUGCCACCUCCACUCUGGAGAUUCGGCAGAAGGUUUUGGGAGUCUUGGCGAAUGCCGCAGCGCAAGACGAUCUACUUGAAUUCAUCGUGAACUCCGGGGUCUUCCGAACUUGCAAGGCAAUCCCGGGCAAGGGCUGGUUCGUGGAGCACUUCGCUUUGAUGAUCGAGCUGACGCGCAUGCUCACGAACCUGACUUGCCGCCCGAACACGCACGAGGCUGUCAUGACGCCAGACACGAUGGCUUUCCUCCGCGAUGUGCUUCGUCACUGUGCAGUGCUCUUCCACACAGUACAGCUGGACAAGGAGAACAAGGAUGAAGACAAGUACGACUACUAUGAGGUGUUCUUCGAUCACGAAGAUGCACCACCGCUUGGCUUGAGGAUCCGUUGGGAGCUUCCGCCGCAGCUGACGGAGGUCCUGCCCAACACCCCGGCAGCACGUGCUGGUGAAGAGCUUCGCCCGGGAGACCAACUCGUCGAGGUGAAUGGAAAGGAUGUGACGGAACUGGAGCAAGGCGACAUCGCCCCGAUGUUUGAAGCCCGGCCGCUGAAGCUGCUCUUCCGCCGGAAGCCGGAGCCUCUCGAGGUGGUGAUUGACGAGAGCAACAUGAAGAUCGUGGGGAACAUUCGUGUGGAGCAAGUCUCCAAGGUUUCGGCUUAUGGCGACUCUGCGCAAUAUCUGGAGUGCUUCAACCUGGCGGUUCUGGUCGUGCACAACCUGGCCGUGCAGGCAAGCAAUUUGGAGCUGCUCCACAGCGAGCCGCGCAUUCUCAUGACCCUCUUGGAGGUCAUGCCGGCAGAUGCUACAUCGCCAUCACUUCGUCGGCUGAUCUUCUCGACGUUGACUUGCCUCUGCCAGGAGAGAGCAGUGUCAGGUCGGAUUUUUCAUGCUAUGGCCGAAUACUUCCAGAACUGUCAGAAGACGGAUGCAUCGCUCCACAAGUACAUCAUGUGUUCCUUGGUCCUCGCGGUUCAGUGCUGCUCAGGGUUUUGUCAGAUAUGUCCGGGCGGUAUCGCAGCUGCAGCCGAGCCUUCGACCGGACCCUGCCAGCUAGAAGUCAGAGCUUGCCAAGGCUGUGCGAACCUGUACUACACGAGCAUGAGUCGAGAAGAGGCACCGAAGCGAGGAAUUUCGAGGGCUCAAAGCAGCGCCGUCUACUAG
Symbiodinium sp. CCMP2456 is the source of this 10536-nucleotide messenger RNA. The record is from the annotation of a GenBank genome assembly. Lineage: Eukaryota; Dinophyceae; Suessiales; Symbiodiniaceae.